Pteropus alecto (black flying fox) is the source of this 1710-nucleotide messenger RNA. It is a transcript of the gene FMO3, whose product is annotated as flavin containing monooxygenase 3. Bases 1 to 1620 code for a protein of 539 amino acids. The record is from RefSeq and is a predicted model, not a curated record. Gene Ontology annotation, molecular function: NADP binding; flavin adenine dinucleotide binding; N,N-dimethylaniline monooxygenase activity. NCBI's taxonomy places the organism in Eukaryota, Metazoa, Chordata, Mammalia, Chiroptera, Pteropodidae. The transcript has 8 exons.
AUGGGGAAGAAGGUGGCCAUCAUCGGAGCUGGAAUCAGUGGCUUGGCCUCCAUACGGUGCUGUCUGGAGGAGGGGCUGGAGCCCACCUGCUUUGAAAGGAGCAACGAUGUUGGAGGCCUGUGGAAAUUCUCGGACCACGCAGAAGAAGGCAGAGCCAGCAUUUACCCGUCUGUGUUCACCAACUCUUCCAAAGAGAUGAUGUGCUUCCCAGACUUCCCGUACCCCGACGAUUACCCCAACUUCAUGCACCACAGCAAGAUCCAGGAAUACAUAGAGGCUUUUGCCCAAAAGAAGAAUCUCUUAAGAUAUAUUCGGUUUGAGACCCUGGUUUCCAGUAUAAAGAAAUGUCCCAGCUUCAGAGUUACUGGCCAAUGGGAAGUUGUCUCGGAAAAGAAUGGGAAGCAGGAAUCCACUACUUUUGACGCUGUAAUGAUUUGUUCGGGCCAUCACGUAUACCCCAAUCUGCCAAGCGAUUCUUUUCCUGGCCUAGACAAGUUUCAAGGCCAUUACCUCCACAGCCGGGACUACAAGGGCCCAGAAGCCUUCAAGGGGAAAAGGGUCCUCGUGAUUGGCCUGGGGAACUCGGCAUGUGACAUUGCUGUUGAGCUCAGUCACCUGGCUACACAGGUCAUUAUCAGCACCAGAAGUGGUUCCUGGGUCAUGAGCCGGCUUUGGGAUGAUGGCUGUCCUUGGGACAUGGUGUAUGUCACCCGCUUUGCAAACCUCCUCUGGAAUGUUCUUCCUUCAUUUGUCUCUGACUGGUUAUAUGUCAAGAAGAUGAACACGUGGUUUAAGCACGAGAACUAUGGCCUGAUGCCUUUAAAUGGCACCCUGAGGAAUGAGCCUGUUUUCAACGACGAGCUCCCAUCACGCAUCCUGUGUGGCACCGUGUCCAUCAAGCCCGGGGUGAAGGCGUUCACAGAGACCUCGGCCGUGUUCGAGGAUGGGACCGUCUUUGAGGCCAUCGACUUUGUCGUCUUUGCAACCGGCUAUAAUUAUGCCUACCCCUACCUUGAUGACUCCAUCAUCCAGAACAGGAACAAGGAGCUCUACUUGUUUAAAGGCAUCUUCCCCCCGCUGAUGGAGAAGCCGACCUUGGCUGUGAUUGGCCUUGUCCAGUCCCUUGGGGCUGCCAUCCCCACAGCCGACCAGCAAGCCCGCUGGGCUGUUAAAGUGUUUACAAACUCAUGUACCCUGCCGACUCCAAAGGAAAUGAUGGAUGAUAUUGAUAAGAAAAUGGAGAAGAAACUCAAGUGUGUGUUCUUCUCUUUGCUCAGGUUUGGCCAGAGCCAGACUUUGCAGACCGAUUACGUCACAUACAUGGACGAGCUGGGCUCCUUCAUAGGGGCCAAGCCCAACAUACCAUGGCUGCUCCUGACUGAUCCCCAGCUUGCCCUCGAGGUGUACUUCGGUCCCUGCACCCCAUACCAGUUUCGACUUAUGGGCCCAGGGAAGUGGGAUGGAGCCAGAAAGGCCAUCAUGACCCAAUGGGACCGAACAGUCAAGCCAAUGAGGACAAGAGCUGUCAGUGAAGCUCACAGACCCCAACCCUUUUAUGACCUGCUUAAAAUGCUUUUAUUUCCACUGCUGCUUCUUUCUGUUUUGCUUCUGUUCUAUUAAUGAGAAAGCUCUUUGGGUCUCAGAGUUCAGCCUAGAACUUUAAUGGCGGAUAUGCCUAUACAUACAGAUAUAUAAAAUCUCAUAGCUGCU